AUAUAUAUAUAUACAGGGUUCUGACAAUUGGAGGGAACUCGCGAGCCAGCGUGUUUGUGUUGUGUUGUUAGCGCCGUUGUUUGUACACGCGUCAAGUGCGAAAAAAAAAAAAAAACAUUUUAAUAUCACGCGAUCGACCAAUAGUGGCUUGGCGAGCGACCGGUCGAUCGCGAUCGAUCGCGAUCGACGUAUUGGGCACCCCUGAUUUAGACCCAUCCCAUUUGAUUUGACACAAAACGACUCACAAUCAAGAAGAUGAUACGAUUUUAGUUUCUAAGAAUCAAAUUGUUCGCAACCGACACAUCAGAAGAAUAAUUAAUAUUCCAGAUUUUGCAUCUUGUCACUACAUUAAAAUCAGAACUAUACCUGUUGUUCUUUAAAUAUAGUGUAGAACCAUAAUGUCAAACUAGAUGGACGCUUUUGAUUUGUCUCAAAAUCUGCAGUCAUGUGGGGUGAUAAUGCUGAAUAUGUCUCCCUCCUGUGGUGAAACCCUGAACAUACAUGUCAUGCGUGUAUCGAAAUGCAGUGACAAGCGCUCACAAAGCCAAGUGUCUAUUGGUUAAGUGUGAUGAAGCAACCUUGUGAUUGGCUGAAAUCUGGUGUCGUCAGAGCAACCCGGAACACAUCGUACUUGUGCAGCAAAUUGUGUAAGUGUCCGCUGUACCGUGCUGAGAGACAAUAAAUAGAUUUUUUUUCAACGUGGCAUAUUAUAAUAAAGUCUUGUUUUUAAACCAAGUUCAACAAGUAUCUCAGUUCAGUCAUGCCGACGUCUCCAGUUAAAACGCGCAUUCCCCUCACUAGUUUUGGCCACUUGAUAACAGAGGUGAAGAGACAGCUAUUUGGCAUUAAAGCACCAGCACCGGCGGAGCUGACCGGUUUGAGAAAGUACUUCAACGGCUACACGCUGCAGGGGCGCCGAAAUUGCGUCUUGGCUACUUAUGCUAUCUUGCUGGUAACGGCGACGGCCUAUUUCAUACACAGGCAAGACAAAAAACAAGCUGUGAAGGACUGCACUGCCUGAAAAAAAAAAAGAUCAUAGUUAAGUUUGUGAUCCAUUAUUUAUUAUGUGAAAGAAACAAAAGAGACCAUAUAAAAAGACACAACAGUGCAUGGCUAGACAAUUUUAUCAAGUGUUUUCUUUUUUUUCCCGUACCACUUGGCCUGCGGUCCACAUUGCACUAUAGUAGUAAGAACAGUCAACAAUCACUGCUUUUAUUGUGCACCGCCAGUACAAAAAUGUCAUGUCCGCCAACCAAUCUGGUAUGUAGUAGUUAAUAAAAGAACAUGGAUUAAAAUAAUAAA
Molecule: messenger RNA, 1302 nt
Organism: Syngnathus typhle (broad-nosed pipefish)
Lineage: Eukaryota; Metazoa; Chordata; Actinopteri; Syngnathiformes; Syngnathidae
Product: ATP synthase membrane subunit K, mitochondrial-like
Exons: 3
Coding region: 761-1021 (86 amino acids)
Source: RefSeq, a predicted model, not a curated record